Molecule: messenger RNA, 1650 nt
Organism: Argentina anserina (silverweed cinquefoil)
Lineage: Eukaryota; Viridiplantae; Streptophyta; Magnoliopsida; Rosales; Rosaceae
Product: putative F-box protein At1g65770
Exons: 2
Coding region: 37-1179 (380 amino acids)
Source: RefSeq, a predicted model, not a curated record
AAGUCAAUGCAGAACUGAAAGACACUCUCAGUUCCAAUGGACAUCAUCGUCGAUUGGUCCAAUCUUCCCAUCGAACUCUGGACGCUGAUCGGAGAAAAACUCAAACUCCACAUCGAGUAUCUCCGCUUCCGCAGCGUUUGUCACUCAUGGCGUUCUAACUUGCCUCCCUUCCACCCUUCACCUCCUCCCAAGUUCCCUCUCCCUCUCUCCUCUUCUAAUGAACCAACUUCCUUCCUCUGCCAAAACACCCUCUAUCUCCUCCGUUCCCCCGCCACGUCAUCCUCCGGCGGUUGGUUUCUCAAGGUGGAAGAGUCCGACAUGAUGCUUCUCCGGAAUCCCAUCACCUCGCGGCGCAUCAGGUACUCAAGGGACGAGUCGUUGUCGGAGUGUUUGAAUUUGUUGGAGUUUAAGAUGGUCGAGUUAGGGAAGUCUUAUUUUCUAAGGUACAUCCGUGCGUCUGGUUCGGUUAGUGGGUUAAAGAAAGUGACUUUGAUGCCUUCUGAGAAGGGUAGUUGUGUGAUUGUGAUUAUAGAUGACCAAGGGAAAUUGGGUUUUGCGAAAAGUGGAGAUCAGAAAGUGAGGUGGUUUAGUCAUGGAGAUUGUGUUUUUGAUGAUGUUGUUGUUUAUAAGGGUCAGACAUAUGUUGUGGAUGGGUUGGGUUGUGUUGUUAAGAUUAGUCUGUGUUCAGAAACGAUCCAAAUUUCGUCGAAAUUGGAUGGUUCAGGUGGGAGGAAGCAUUUGGUGGAGUGUGGUGGAGAGCUUUAUGUGGUGGAUAGGUAUUUUGAUGAAGCACAAAAUAAGCAAGAAGGGUUGGAUUGGGGGAUGUUUCGUAGACGUAGAAGAUACCGAAGAUAUGAGUCUGGUGAACUCAAGGUAGUUGAUUUUAAGGUUUACAAGCUGGAAUGGGGUGAAGGAGAGUUGGGGAGAUGGGUUGAAGUGAAAAGCUUGGUUGAUCAGGCGAUUUUCUUGGCUAAUGAUUGCUCUUUCUCUGUUUCGGCUAAAGAGUUAGCUGGGUGUGAAGGGAAUUGCAUUUACUUCACAGAUGAAAAUAAUGUUAAUCUUGCUCUUAGAGACGUAACUAGACCAGAGAACUUUGUGUUCAGCUUGGAGGAUCGUAGCACUCACAAGUUGGGAUCUUCUCCAGACGAUUCCACUGUAUUUUGGCCACCGACAAAGUGACUUACGUAUUCUCCGUUUCAAUAACAUUGCAGCAACACCAGCAGGCUUGGGUCAUAUGUGCUUACCAGCACCAGCAUAUUCAUGAUCUUUAAUCUGCAGCGUGUAGGAUCGAGGACAGGAGAUUCAAGCAUCAAAAGUAUUGCUCAUGCUUAAUUUUUCUAGAGAAGAAGGCCAGAUUGCAGGUGCUCAUCUUUGAGUUCCUGUGUUUUAUUCCAUCUGGUGAUAAACAAAGGCUAAUAAAUUGUUACGGAUCGGUAACGAAACAAUCAACAAAAGAUUUACAGCAGCGAGAGUGACACUCACAUGCCAAGACUUUUACACAAAAUCUAUAAAAUUUACAAAUACAAUUGUAUUCAGCUCUUUAUACCAUGUUAUAAACCCUCGCAUAUACAGUUGUCUACAGCCAAAUUCACAUGUUUUGGUAUCUCCUAAUUAUGGAAAUGUUACUGCUUUGAUGCACAUUGUAUGCCA